UUCCCCUGCCCCAUCGGUCUAGAGAGAGGAGAGAGUUCCGACCAAACGAUCAUCUUCUCCGACCACAACAACGAUCUUCAAACCCAACCCAAAAAGCUCACAGUUUUAGCCAUUUAUAUUCAUGAGUAUUUACAGUCACAUCAUUCUCUCUCUUGUUAUUUUGUUAACAGAGAAAGUUUGGGCAGCUAAAUUUACAUUCAUCAACAAAUGUGAUUUCACUGUAUGGCCAGGAAUUCUCGGAAUUCCUAUGCUCGACACUACUGGAUUUGAGCUCCCAAAUGAAUCCUCCCGUUCAUUCCAAGCUCCAACCGGAUGGUCCGGCCGUUUCUGGGGCCGAACUGGUUGCAAUUUCCAAUCUCCAACACCCAGAUCCUGCUCUACCGGCGACUGCGGCUCCGGCGAGAUCGAAUGCAACAACGCCGGCUCCGAACCACCGACGACUCUAGCAGAGUUCACUCUCGGUUCUGGUUCGGGUCAAGAUUUCUACGACGUUAGUCUAGUCGACGGCUAUAAUCUCCCCAUGGCUGUGGAUGCGAGGGGGGGAUCCGGCGCUUGUGAGUCCACGGGAUGUGCGGUGGAUAUAAAUAAACAUUGCCCGAGUGAGCUGAGGGCAGCGGACGGCGACGCUUGUAAGAGCGCUUGCGGCGCUUUUGGGUCACCGGAAUACUGCUGUAGCGGCGAAUAUAACUCGCCGGCGGUUUGUAUGCCGUCGAUGUAUUCGGAAAUGUUCAAGAAUGCCUGCCCUAGAUCUUAUAGUUAUGCUUAUGAUGAUGAAUCAAGUACUUUUACUUGUACGGCUGCUGAUUAUACCAUCACAUUUUGCCCGUCUAAUUUUACUUCUACCCCAAGCAGUGAUAAAAAAGGGACACCCACAUCUAAUACUCCAACAAAUGGUUCGGAUUCAGGCUCGGGUUAUUCAGAUCGAGGCUCGCCGAAGCUCGAGGAUGUUUCGUGGUUUGCAAAUUUGGCCACGGGAGACUCAACGAUCGCAUGUCGGUCUAGUUUUACUCUUAGGCUAGUCUUAAUGGUAGCUUUUGUAGUGAAUUAUACUAUUAUAGACUUAUUUGUGGGUUAGUCCCAAAUUUCACUUAUUAGAUGUAAUGCAAUAUGCAUUAAUAUUCAUUUCUCAA
Messenger RNA from Impatiens glandulifera, 1130 nucleotides. Its product is annotated as thaumatin-like protein 1. The record is from RefSeq and is a predicted model, not a curated record. Gene Ontology annotation, biological process: defense response. Bases 122 to 1075 code for a protein of 317 amino acids. The transcript has 2 exons. Gene Ontology annotation, cellular component: extracellular region. Lineage: Eukaryota; Viridiplantae; Streptophyta; Magnoliopsida; Ericales; Balsaminaceae.